This is a messenger RNA of Helianthus annuus (common sunflower), 1645 nucleotides long. Its product is annotated as probable magnesium transporter NIPA1. The transcript has 8 exons. Bases 359 to 1345 code for a protein of 328 amino acids. Lineage: Eukaryota; Viridiplantae; Streptophyta; Magnoliopsida; Asterales; Asteraceae. The record is from RefSeq and is a predicted model, not a curated record. Gene Ontology annotation, cellular component: membrane. Gene Ontology annotation, molecular function: magnesium ion transmembrane transporter activity. Gene Ontology annotation, biological process: magnesium ion transport.
UUCAUUUUUAUACCUUUCCUCAGCUCAGGCGCAUGCAGCAGACGUACCGUUCAUUCUCCGCUGGAUAUUCUCUUUCUCUUCCAUUUUUGUGAAACAAAUUCAAACCUUCACUUUUCUAUUAAAAAAAAGUUGCAAACUUUUCAAACCCCUGUUACCUUAAACCUCUGAUCAAUCAUUUUCCUUCCACAUGAAUUGAUCAUUUCAAAAUAUACCCAUUUGCCAAAAAGGUGAAAUCUUUCUUUAUGGUUUGAGUUGUGAUUUUUGAUUGAAAGUGUGAAAAGAUCGUAAAUUGGGUUGUGGGUCUUUUGAUUUUUGUGUUUUUAGUUGAAAAUUGUUGGUUUAGGGUUUGUUUAUUAAAAUGGGGGGAAUGUCGUCUGAUAAUGUUCAUGGGCUUGUGUUAGCUGUGUCUUCAAGUGUGUUUAUUGGAUCCAGCUUUAUUAUUAAGAAAAAAGGUCUCAUGAAUGCUGGUGCUACAGGAAUUAGAGCAGGUUCAGGAGGCUAUUCUUACUUGAAAGAACCCUGGUGGUGGGCCGGGAUGAUGAGCAUGAUCAUUGGUGAGGUGGCAAAUUUUGCAGCUUAUGCAUAUGCUCCAGCAAUACUUGUAACCCCUUUAGGAGCUCUAAGUAUGAUAAUCAGUGCAGUUUUAGCCCAUUAUUGUUUGGAUGAGAGGUUGCAUAUUUUUGGUGUAGUCGGGUGCGCACUCUGUGUAGUGGGUUCAACCACAAUCGUCUUGCAUGCUCCACAAGAGACUCAAGUUAAGUCAGUUAAAGAAAUUUGGUUCUUUGCAACCGAGCCUGGAUUUCUGGUUUAUGCCUGCAUUGUAUUGGUUGUUGUUGGCGUACUUAUUUACCGUUAUGUGCCACUCUACGGUGGGACCCAUCUGGUCGUAUAUGUAGGGAUUUGCUCUCUUAUGGGCUCCCUCACGGUUAUGUGUGUGAAAGCAGUAGGAAUCGCCAUGAAAUUAUCGUUUUCAGGAAGUAAUCAGUUCGUAUACUUCCAAACAUGGUUUUUCACUGUGCUGCUUUUCGGUUUCAUUCUUACGCAACUCAACUAUUUGAACAAGGCACUAGACACCUUCAAUACUGCUGUCAUUUCGCCGGUGUAUUAUGUGAUGUUUACAAGCCUCACCAUCUUGGCUAGUAUGAUCAUGUUCAAGAACUGGGAUAGUCAAAACGCAUCGCAGAUUAUAUCUGAACUCAGUGGUUUCGUGACUAUUUUCUCGGGGACGUUUCUCCUUCAUAAAACUAAGGAUAUGGGAACUCCAGCAAUACCUUCACAAUCCCCUAAACUUUCAAAUCCAUCAACCAGAAGCCGAAACCAAAGCCCCGUAAGGCCGGACUUGUAAAAUGGCACAGGUUGUUGUGGUGACUGGUGGUUGACCAAAGCUCCGGUGACCCGAGUUCUGAAAUGUCACAUGCUGUUAGAGGGUCUGUGGUAGAUUAAGAUGUUAUUAACAAGAGAGUUGCUAGUGCAUAUAUGGGUAGAUGCUGCUGCUGAGAAGUGAGAACCAUGAGGAUUUGAUUCAUACCUUUGGCUCCUUUUAUUAAAUAUUGAUUAUUAUGAUUUUUUGGCUUACAUUCAUGUGCAUAUUGUGACAAAACUGUUAACAGAUUUUUUGUUUCUUUGUCAAUUUUUAGCUCUAACU